AUGUUUAUUCAAAAAUUGUGGUUAACAGGCCUAGAUUGGAAUGACAAUCUGCCGGAAGACUUGCAGACGAAAUGGAUAUCUUUUCGCAACGAGCUUAAGACAGUUCCAGAAGUACGCAUAUCACGCUGGCUUAAUACAUCCCAGCAAAAUGAAACCUAUGAGCUCCAUACCUUUGCAGAUGCAUCUACGCACGCAUACGCCGCUGUAGUGUACUUAAAGGUUGUCGCUAAAUCAUCCGUCCACAUUCACCUAUUGAUGUCGAAGACACGAGUGGCACCAUUAAAGAAAGUUACAGUACCACGGCUCGAGCUAUGUGCAGCCUUACUUGCUGCUCGUCUGAUGAAUAAGGUAAGAGAUACGCUUAACCUAUCCUCUAUAUCUACUUAUAUGUGGUCAGACUCUACGACUACAAUAUGGUGGAUACGAUCCGAUCCAGGAGCGCUAAAAGAGUUCAUGUCGAAUCGUGUUAGCCAGAUACAAGAGGUGACUACUGUAAGCGACUGGCGUUAUGUUAACACGGCCGACAAUCCUGCUGAUUGUGCCUCACGAGGACUGACCAUGGCGCAGCUUGUAGAUCAUCACCUAUGGUGGCAUGGGCCCUCCUGGCUUAGCCAACCAGAAACCAGCUGGCCACACCCUUUGCUAAAGGUACCAGAAAAGCUCUCCGAAUCCAAACCUGUGCAAGCUACAACGGCACGCAUCAUUCCUUCUGAUUGGUUCAUCCUGGAAAAAUAUUCGACGCUUGAAAGACUUUUAGUAAUCACUGCUUGGUGUCUCCGAUUCAUACGGGCCUCGCGAGGUAUGGCCCAUGACACUGGCAUGAUGUGUUUGUGGAGCGAGCGCGAGGCUGCCAUGAAAUUUUGGAUCAAGCGCAUACAAGCUAUCAUGUUCAAGAGCGACAUCGCAGCUCUCAAUGAUACUAAAGCAGUCAACAAGAGGAGCAAACUGUUGAAGCUAAAUCCCAUGUUAGACAAAAAUGGGAUGUUGUGCGUCGGCGGUCGCUUAAGGAACGCAAAUAUUCCAUUCUCAGAGCGACACCCUGUCAUCCUACCAAAGGAUAAUCAUCUCACCAUGUUGUUCAUUAGACAAGCUCACCAGCGCACCCUUGAUGGUGGCACCCAAGCCACACUCCAGUACGUUCGUCAGCGGUUUUGGAUUAUCGACGGACGGCAAGCUGUUAAGCGAAUAGCGAGUAAUUGUGUAAGGUGCUUCCGCUACAAAUGUUCGCCUCAGACGCAACUAAUGGGCGAUCUUCCCUCUGCCCGCUGCAAUGCAUCACCGCCGUUCAUGCACAGCGGCGUGGAUUUUGCGGGCCCCUUCAACAUAAGAACAACCAAAGGUCGAGGCCACCGUAGCUACAAAGGCUACGUGGCGCUCUUUGUCUGCUUGGCCACAAGAGCAGUACAUCUCGAGCUCGUCAGCGAUAUGACAACGGAAGCGUUUCUUGCAGCGCUGACACGAUACGUAUCGGUACGUGGACUUGGCUCUGAUUUAUAUAGUGACCAUGGGACAACAUUCAUUGGAGCCAAUGCUCUAGUUCAAGAAGAGAUACGUGCGUUCAAAGCUCAGCUACGAGCUGCCACUAGUUACGGCUCUACAAUCGGCCUGACAUGGCACUUCAUACCCCCCGGUGCUCCAAAUUUUGGCGGUAUCUGGGAGGCAGGCGUCAAGACUUAG
Molecule: messenger RNA, 1677 nt
Organism: Rhagoletis pomonella (apple maggot)
Lineage: Eukaryota; Metazoa; Arthropoda; Insecta; Diptera; Tephritidae
Exons: 2
Coding region: 1-1677 (558 amino acids)
Biological process (GO): DNA integration
Molecular function (GO): nucleic acid binding
Source: RefSeq, a predicted model, not a curated record